AUGGCUACCAGAGAUCUUCCUCACUCGUUCUCCGACUUUGCCUUUGGCUGGUCGAAGCACUUGCCCCAAGAGAUCACAGUUACGAAGGCUUAUAAGCAGAAACAAGCCGAAAGAAGAGAGCGUGAUGCUCAAAUAUUGGCUGCCAGACGGCUCUCAGACUCGAGUUCUGGUCAUGAAGUUGACGGGGCUGGCAAAGUCGUUAAACCCACUCUGGAUAUCGACCCCAACUUACCUGUAUAUGAAGAGGUAGAUAAGGUCAAGAUGAAAAACUUGUGGCCCGCAUUCGCAUCAGGUGCGGGAUUGUUUUCCGAUGGUUACAUCAACAAUGGUAUGUCUGCCGUAAAUGCUUGUUUGACAAGAAUUUAUGGUAAGAAAUAUACCAACUCCAAUGCCAUGUCAAAUGUUUCCUCGAUUGCAUUCGUGGGUAUUGUCGUGGGUCAGUUAGGUUUUGGCUACAUUUCCGAUCGUGUUGCAAGAAAGGGUGGAAUGUUGACGGCUACAUUCAUGUUAAUCUUCUUCUCGUUGUUGUGCGCCGUUGGAACAUGGGGUGCUAACGGAAGUGCCGAGGGCUUAUUUGCAUCACUUACUGCCUUUAGAUUCUUCUUGGGUAUUGCUAUUGGUGCUGAAUAUCCAACUUCGUCUGUUAUUGCCUCGGAAUUUGCUAAUCAACUUCCAGCGGGAAGAAGAAACAGAUACUUCUGCUGGUUUACCAAUGCUAUGAUUGAUUUUGGAUACGUUGUCAGUGCUUUCGUUCCUUUGGUGUUGCUUUGGAUCUUUUCCACUCGUCACUUGACUGCCGUUUGGAGAUUAACUUUGGGUUUGGGUUGUAUUCCACCAUUAUCAUUGCUUUUCUUCAGAUUGAAACUCAAGGAUGGUGAAGCUUUCCAAAAAACUAACAUGAAGAGAGUCAAGAAAUACCCUUACUGGCUCAUCAUCAAAUUCUACUGGUUCCGUCUUACCAUUGUGUCGCUCAUUUGGUUCAUUUACGAUUUCUCCGUCUACGCUUUCGGAACUUACUCAACAAAUAUUCUUGCUACCUUGGUUCCACCUGGAGAUAUGUACAAGUCAUUUGGAUGGAACGUUGUCCUCAACUUGUUCUACAUGCCAGGUGCCUUCCUUGGUGCCCUUUCCGCUGAUUACAUUGGCCCACGUUUGACAAUUGCCAUUGGUGUUGGUCUCCAAGGUGUUAUUGGAUUCUGUAUGGCAGGUAAAUACGAAUCUUUGGCCCAUCCAGUCGGUGGUUUCGUUGUUGUCUUUGGAAUUUUCUACUCUCUUGGUGAGUUUGGACCAGGUGACAACUUGGGUCUCUUGGCCUCGAAGACUUCUGCUACCCCUGUUCGUGGACAAUAUUACGGUAUUGCUGCUGCUGUGGGAAAAAUCGGUGCCUUUGUUGGUACUUGGGUUUUCCCAGUUAUCCAGAGACAUCUUGGUGAAAUCAAGGGUCCAGUCUACAUUUCUUCUGGUUUGUGUUUCUUCUCAGCAUUCUUGGCUAUUUUCUUCUGUCCAUCUGUUAGUCAGGACUGUAUUGAAGAAGAAGAUCAAGCCUUCUUGGCAUAUCUCGAAUCGAAUGGAUAUGACAUUAGCCAGUUGGGUGACCCUGGAGUUGUUGAAGAUGUGGAAAGCAGUGCUUCCAACAUCUCCAGCCCCAACAAGGAAUCUGACAUUCAGGUCCAUGCUACCAAGAAGGAUAGCGCUUAG
Meyerozyma guilliermondii ATCC 6260 is the source of this 1698-nucleotide messenger RNA. RefSeq lists its product as uncharacterized. The coding region runs from base 1 to 1698 and encodes 565 amino acids. Lineage: Eukaryota; Fungi; Ascomycota; Pichiomycetes; Serinales; Debaryomycetaceae. Gene Ontology annotation, cellular component: plasma membrane. Gene Ontology annotation, molecular function: carboxylic acid transmembrane transporter activity. Gene Ontology annotation, biological process: carboxylic acid transport; transmembrane transport. The record is from RefSeq and is a predicted model, not a curated record. The transcript has a single exon.